CGACGAAUCCCGCUCAUGGCAAGCGUUCUCGCCUCCGACGCCUACAACAAGGUCACGCGUCUCGCCAACGGGCGGCAAGUGAGCUACGCCGACGUCGGCGACGGCUUUCCCGUUGUCUGCCUCGUGGGCAUGCAUGGCCAUCGGCACUACGCCUACCUCUUCCACGCGCUCGCUGCCAAACACGGCGUGCGCUUCCUCUGCAUCGACCGCCCGGGGUAUGGCCUCUCGGACGCGUCGGAUGACGCAACGCCAGUCCCCAUUGCGUUCGCUCACAUCCUCCACGAGCUCUUGGGCCAGCUGGGUAUCGAGUCGUUUGGCCUGAUGGGGCAGUCGGCCGGCGCUCUCUUUGCGCUUGGUAUUGCGGCUACCGAUGCGCUAAAGGGCCGCAUUGCCGGCGCCGUCGUCCUUCUUGCCCCGUGGGUCGGCGUCGAGAAGAGCCCGUUCUUGCUCAAACUCGCGAGUUGCUGCCCAAAUGUGCUCUUGUCCGCGGGCGUCGGCUGCUUAAGUGCGUCCAUGGACGUCAGUAUGUCGUACCUGGCGGCAAAUGCGUCUGUGCCCGUACUGUGCGCUCAAGAUAACGACAGCGACGACAACGACGAAACAGCGCUCAUGUCGCCACGUCAUGUGUGCCUAGGCGAUCUCCGCGCGACCAUUUCCAAAGAGCCGCAGAACGCGAUCGGCGACGUGCUCCUGUGCCUCGGCCGGGACCCGCGGGGCGUCGGCUACGACGCCAACACAAUUUCGUCCCAUGUACAUGUUGUCCACGGUGAGAAAGACAGUAUGGUGCCGGUCGCAGCUGUGCUGGACUUUGUCGCGGCGAUGCCAAAUGCGACGCUCGAGCUCGUCCCAGACGCCAAUCAUUCGAAUCUUGGUUUCAACGAACCAGCAAUGGAUAGAGUGUUUGCCCAGUACUCUCGGACCCCGUAACUCUCAAAACGAUGCUGAUCUUCCUGGAGAAAUAAUUCCACUUUCUGC
Molecule: messenger RNA, 975 nt
Organism: Saprolegnia diclina VS20
Lineage: Eukaryota; Oomycota; Saprolegniomycetes; Saprolegniales; Saprolegniaceae
Exons: 1
Coding region: 16-927 (303 amino acids)
Source: RefSeq, a predicted model, not a curated record